GCAAUAGGACUGCACAGCUUUGUAUUCUCACAGCUGAUUUUGCAUCAUAGCAAACGGCGAGAAGACUGGGAGCGAUCAAUCUUCGUGCGAUUAAAAGAGGGAGGCUACAGGCUGCGGGAGAACAUCCUGUUCCAUCUGUACGUGAGCACUUCACCCUGCGGAGACGCGCGCCUCAACUCCCCCUACGAAAUCACAACCGACUUGAACAGCAGCAAGCACAUAGUGAGAAAAUACCGUGGGCACCUCCGAACAAAGAUUGAAUCUGGAGAAGGAACCAUACCUGUCCGGUGUCAUAACGCAGCUCAGACGUGGGACGGCGUGUUGCUGGGGGAGCAGCUCAUCACCAUGUCCUGCACAGACAAAAUCGCCAGAUGGAACAUCCUUGGGCUCCAAGGUGCUCUCCUCAGCUCCUUCAUCGAACCCAUGUACUUGCACAGCAUCAUUGUGGGAAGCCUCUAUCACACUGGUCACCUUUCCCGGGUAAUGAGCCAUAGAAUAGAAGACAUUGGUCAGCUGCCAGCUUCAUACCGGUGCAAUCAGCUGCUUCUCAGUGGGGUUAGCCAUGCUGAUGCUCGGCAGCCUGGAAAAUCUCCCAGCUUCAGUGUGAACUGGAUUGUGGGGAACACCGACCUGGAGGUUAUCAAUGCCACGACAGGGAAGAGAACCUGCGGGAGUCCCUCACGGCUCUGCAAGCACAUGUUAUUCACUCGGUGGGCAAAGCUUCAUGGCAAGCUGAGCACACGAAUACCAAGCCAUGGAGACAUGCCAUCAGUGUACAGCGAGGCAAAGCUGGUGGCUCAGACGUACCAGUCUGUCAAGCAGCAGCUGUUUAAAGCGUUUCAGAAAGCCGGUCUGGGCACCUGGGUGAAGAAACCCCCGGAGCAAGAUCAGUUCCUACUAACUGUAUAA
This is a messenger RNA of Fulmarus glacialis (Northern fulmar), 909 nucleotides long. Its product is annotated as double-stranded RNA-specific editase B2-like. The annotation marks the transcript as partial. Gene Ontology annotation, molecular function: double-stranded RNA adenosine deaminase activity; tRNA-specific adenosine deaminase activity; double-stranded RNA binding. Gene Ontology annotation, cellular component: cytoplasm; nucleolus. The transcript has 6 exons. NCBI's taxonomy places the organism in Eukaryota, Metazoa, Chordata, Aves, Procellariiformes, Procellariidae. The record is from RefSeq and is a predicted model, not a curated record. Gene Ontology annotation, biological process: RNA processing; adenosine to inosine editing.